UUCCCGCCCACUUCCCAAGGCCAGCCUAUCUGAUGGCUUCCCAGGACUUGCCUGCUUGCCGCUAUUUUUUUCCGCUCUACUCUGAGACCCUCUUUCCGCAGCUUCGUUCCUCAAGCUCCUCGUAGAAGGGCCACGUGACCCUUGAGAGCGUACUCCGUUAUUCCCAUUUGCAGGCGCCUAAAGGUGCCUCCUGAGGGAUGACGUAUAAUUAGCGCGCCGCCUUCGGAAGGACCUGCCUCCGCUUCCAUCGCGUUCCAACGCCGGCUUCUCUUGCCAGGCACGUGUGCUGCUGAAUGGAGCUGGUCGCUGGCAGCUACGAGCAGGUCCUGUUUGGGUUCACAGUACAACGCGGGCCCGCGAGGAGUGGCCAGCGGGAGACAUGGACCCCUGUGGCUGACUUCACUCACCAUGGGCACACUGCCUCCCUGUCAGCCAUGGCAGCAAACAGUCGCUAUGUAGUCACCGGCAGCAAAGAUGAAACAAUUCACAUUUAUGACAUGAAGAAGAAGGUAGAGCAUGGAGCUCUGGUGCAUCACAGUGGCACAGUAACUUGCCUGAGAUUCUAUGGCAGCCGGCACUUAAUCAGUGGAGCAGAAGAUGGGCUCAUCUGUGUCUGGGAUGCAAAGAAAUGGGAAUGCCUGAAGUCCAUUAAAGCUCACAGGGGUCAUGUGACUUUCCUUUCUAUCCACCCAUCUGGCAAGUUGGCUCUGUCUGUUGGUACUGAUAAGACAUUGAGAACAUGGAAUCUUGUAGAGGGAAGAUCAGCUUUCAUAAAAAAUAUAAAGCAAAAUGCUCACAUAGUGGAGUGGUCCCCAAGUGGAGAGAAGUACGUAGUUGUUGUGCUGAACAAAGUGGACGUCUAUCACCUGGACACGGCGUCUGUGAGCGGCACCAUCACAAGUGGAAAGAGGGUCUCCUCUGUCACAUUUCUCUCAGACUCUGUCCUUGCAGUGGCCGGAGAUGAAGAAGUUGUAAGGUUUUUUGACUGUGACUCCCUAGUUUGCCUCUGUGAAUUUAGAGCUCAUGAAAACAGGGUAAAAGACAUGGUCAGCUUUGAAGUCCCAGACCAUCACGUUCUUGUCACAGCAUCAAAUGAUGGCUUCAUCAAAAUGUGGACACUUACGCAGGAUAAGAAAGAUCCCCCAUCUUUGCUCUGUGAGGUCAACACUGGUGCCAGGCUGACGUGUCUCGGUGUGUGGUUAGACAGAGCAACAAAGGAAAAGGCAAGCAUCCCUCCAGCAACAGAGCCCUGUCCUGACCAACCUAAGAUGAUCAAAAAGGAAUCUGGUGACAUAAUUCAGGAAGAAACAUCAGAACCUAGCUCAGAGAAAUCUGACCUAACUGGUGACAGCAAGCAGCCAACAAAAGGGAAUAGCCCAGUGCCAGCCAAGAAGAGGAAAAUGGCAAACAUGUUGGAAAAGAAGAGAAAAAAGAAACUGUAACUCACAUGGCAAACCCCAAUUUCUCCUCCCUAGCAGAAUGUCAUUUUGACAGAAUUCCCCAUUUUAAAUAUUAUACCUAACUUUUUCCAUGUGAGAAAAAAAAAUUUCUCCUUCUGGAGAAAAUGUGCAGCUUAAAAAAAAGAACCACUUUUAGGUGGUGCUUUGUUUUGUUAAAUGAUAAAGUUAUUUUGGCAGAUGGCAUUUUAUUAUAUAUUGUAGUAUAUAGUGAUUGUUUACUUUUUACUGUUCAGAGCAAGUAAAUAUAUGAAAAUGUUGUAUUUAAAAUAA
Messenger RNA from Grammomys surdaster, 1730 nucleotides. RefSeq names its product PAK1 interacting protein 1 (gene Pak1ip1). Bases 294 to 1442 code for a protein of 382 amino acids. Gene Ontology annotation, molecular function: protein binding. The record is from RefSeq and is a predicted model, not a curated record. The transcript is spliced from 10 exons. Lineage: Eukaryota; Metazoa; Chordata; Mammalia; Rodentia; Muridae.